Molecule: messenger RNA, 720 nt
Organism: Moneuplotes crassus
Lineage: Eukaryota; Ciliophora; Spirotrichea; Euplotida; Euplotidae
Source: the annotation of a GenBank genome assembly
AUGGAGAAUCUGAUAUUUCUGCUGCUCUUUUUACUUUUGGCUAAUUCAGCAGCUCAAGUAUGCACCAUUGCUGGAUAUAGUAUACCAAAUGCAGAUUGCAUUGAAUGAUCAUCUGGAGGUUAUUUUAACCUUCAAACGCUGAGAUGAGUAGGGACUUGCCCCACAGGAACCACUCCAAUUGCGAAAGCAGCUGGAUAUGUGAUUGAGGUUCUAAGUACCACUAAUAAUAAUGGAGUCCUAUCCACUACACCUCAAGAGAGCUAUAGUAUUUCUGUAUGAAAACAGGAUACGAUCUAUAUUAAUUAUUAUUCUUCAAGUAAUAUUGAGCUUGGAACAGCACAGUACCCAUAUAGAUUUCUUGAUCAUGCAAUAUAUGAUGCUUUCAAUUAUCCUAAUAGUUUUACAAUCAAUAUUAUUUUCUUGAUAACAGGGAGUUAUAACUAUGAUAUUGACCAUCCACUUUUAAUCAGGAACUCUCAGAUAAACUUUAGUAUCCAAGGGAGUGGAUCUAGUGUCCAGAUAAAUUUGUACCCAUCUGCAAUGAAAUCAAAAGUAUUAACUGCUGAAGGGACUUCUUUUAGAAUCAGAGGACCAGAAUCAUAUGCAAGCAUUGAUUUUGAGACAGAUAGUCCAUACAUAAAUUUAAAGAAUAGCCAGGUGACCAUGACCAAUCUUGUUAUGAUUGCUGGGAACACAAAUUUAGAUAUCUAUAGUAUGUAA